ACCCAGAUUGAAUAUAAGAACUUGCUCCUCCACCAUGAGGGUGGUCUCAUCUUGGCAUAAGAGGAUGCCAUGAACUAACAUAUUGGGGCGGGAACGGGAAUUGAAAUUAAAAUAUUUGGCCACCGGGAAGUUCAGCCUUUGGCAGUUGGAGUGAAGGUGCUCAACGACGUGGUCCCCCAGUUUGCAACAGGUCUAACUAACAUAGAGGAGGCCACAUUGGGAGCACCGGACGUAAUGGAUAACCCCAGCAGAUUCACAGGUGAAAUGUUGCCUCAUCUGGAAGGAUCGUUUGGGGCCUAAAUGAGGACAAAGAAAAUAGGAGUUCUGAAGAGGAGGUGGUAUAUAUUGCAGUUGUUCCAGUUUUAGAAAUAAUGGAAAUUCAAGAUACUUACUGUACAUUCCCAAGCUCGCAAAUAUCAGAAGAGGAUCCCCUAAUUUCAAGGCCAAUGGUUAGGAGCCAUUUCUGCAAGCCACCUCCAGAUACCUUCAACGCUGUAUAUGGGAUUUUCUUCAUCCUUGGUAUUGGCUCACUACUGCCUUGGAAUUUCUUCUGCACUGCCAAGCAUUAUUGGUUGUAUAAACUGGGCAAUGGCACAGAUUCUCACCAGCAGAAUGACCUCAGUAGUUACUUUGAAAGUUAUCUUUCGAUUGCAUCAACCGUGCCUGCUAUAGUGUUCCUGAUCAUCAACUACCUCCUGGUGGACAAAAUUUCUGCUAAGGUUCGAGUGCUGUCAUCACUGCUCGUCAUGCUUAUUAUAUUCUGCGUCACCACAGUUCUGGUCAAAGUGGACACUUCUACAUGGACUUAUGGGUUCUUUGGUCUGACUAUGAGCUGUGUGGCCAUUGUCAGUGGAGCUUCAAAUGUGUUUCUGGGAAGUGUGUUUGGAGAGGUUGGAAGAUUUCCCAUGAGAAAUGCCCAGGCUUUGAUUUCUGGGCAAGCCAUGGGUGGAACAAUUAGUGCAGUUGCUUCAAUAGUUGACCUGGCUGCGGCUGGUUCUAUUUUGGACAGUGCACUGGCCUAUUUUAUUACUGCCGAUAUCUUCCUUGUGAUCUGCAUCAUUAUCUACUUGCUGUUGCCUACCAUCCCAUAUUCCAACUACUAUCUGAAGAAUCUGAAUGAAAGAACGCAACAUCUCGGAGAUGAAAAUGGCAGCAUACAGAGCAGUGAAACCAACUCGUUUAGAGAGUCUGUCAGGAGUGACUCCCUGUCCAGCGAUGCCUCUGUGCCUUCUCAACUGGGACUAAUCCUCAGAAAGACUGCAGCCCUGGGCUUCAGUGUGUUUUACACCUUUUUCAUUUCCAUUAUUAUUUUCCCAUCCAUCUCUUCCAAUAUCCAGUCAGUCUCAAAUAAAUCAAACAACAUAUGGACCACCAAGUACUUUGUACCUCUGAUCAGCUUCCUCUUAUAUAACUUCGCAGACUGGACUGGUCGACAGGUAACUGCCUGGAUCCAAAUCCCAGGACCAAAGAGUAAAUUUCUUCCCAUCCUGGUGGUGUUGCGAACACUGCUCCUGCCCUUGUUUAUACUCUGUAAUUACCAGCCCCGAGAACACUUACGCCUGAUGUUGUUUGCUCAGGAUUUUUAUCCAGUUAUCUUCAUCUUAAUUUUAGGCUUCACCAAUGGCUACUUGGGAACUCUGCCAAUGAUUUAUGGACCAAAGAUUGUGUCAAAAGAAUUAUCUGAACAUACUGGAAUUGUGAUGUCCUUUUUCCUUUCUCUGGGUCUAGCUAUUGGUUCUGCCUUCUCUGUUCUUGUUGUUCAUCUGAUUUAGCAGAAUACUUUGGAAUUGCUAACUAAAUGCCAAAUUAAUUCGGUUGAGGCCAGACCAAGAUUGGAAUUUCAUCUUUUUUGGACAGGUAGUUGUAACUACUGAUAAGCUGAAUGAAAAGACUUGUUCUUUGAAAGUGCCUUUAAUACCCUGUCCAGGAUCUCCCUAGCUGUUUUAAGGCAAUUAGGUAUACUUGAAGUAUAAUUACUGUCGUAACAUGAGGAAAUGUGACAAGUUGUUUUCACACAAGAAUCUCAUCCAAACGGAAAAAUGUUUCUGACCAGUUAAUCUGCUCUGGUGAUAAAUUAAGGAUAAUUAUUGGCCGGGACUAUGGGAAGAAAUGCCCUGAUCUUCUUCAAGAAUCAAGAUUUUCUGUACAUGAGUGUAAAGGAGAACAAAAUGAACAUUACUCCUGAUCUGAUGCAGCAUUAAAGAAAACACAGAAAGUAUAAACACCACAGUGAAUGUAAAGGUAUUCCUAUAAAGCACAAUGUACAAGUAUAUUUAAGAAUUGCAUUCACUUGAAAGCAAGCAAGUCUUCUGUUUAAUUUCAAAUCAGAAUCAGCACAUUCAAGAGUUCUCAGUCCUUUGUUACCACACUAACAUAGUAGUCUGGGAUUUUGUGCUCGACUACUUGGAUUGAGGCUUAGAUCCUUGACCUUCUGAUUCACAAGCAGAAGUGUUUACCCAUUAAACAACGGCUGAUUUUUUUUGUAUAAUUUGGCAAUUUUCAUCCUGAUGAUCAAUUUGUCUUCACUUUGAACAACCCUGGAUCAACUUUGAUGUAGCACCUAUGUAACCCAAGCGAGACUAUAGAAUAAAAUUUAUUUAAAUCUUACAUCCAUCCCGCAAUGUGGGGGAGUAAAAAUCUUUGAGUUAUGACUCCAUCACUCAGUCAUGUGAAUUUAAAAGUCUAAUGGGUUGCAGCAAGAAGCUGUUGGCCCUGGCUCCAAUGCUGUGGUACCCCUUGCCAGAUGGAAGCAACUGAAACAGUUUAUGGUUGGGGUGACUGGUCUCCCCGAUGAUCUUCCAGGCCUUCUUUAUGCUUCUAUAAAUGCCCAUGCCCCCAAUGGAGGGAAGUUCAUGUUCACGAAUGCGCUGGGCUGUCCGUGCCACACUCUGCAGAGCCCAAUGAUCAAGGAUGGUGCAGUACCUGUACAAGGCAGUUAUGCGUGUGCAAGCUUCAGAGCAGGUGAGGCAACACUUCAUCUGAAAAUCUGCUGGGGUUGCCCAUUGUGUCAGUUGCUCCCAAUGCAGCCUCUAUAUUGGUGAGACCCGUUGUAAAUUGGGGAACCACUUUAUCUAGCACCUCUGCACCAUCUGCCACAAGUUGGACUUCCCAUUGGCCAAACAUUUUAAUUUCCAUUCCGACAUGUCAAUCCAUGGCCUCCUCUUGUGCUAAGAUGAGAACACCCUUGUAUUCCAUUUGGGUACCCUCCAAGCUGAUAGUAUGAAUAACGAUUUCUCCUUAUGGUGAACAGAAUUUCUCUCUCCCUCCCCCUUUCCCCACUCUGACCUUUUACUACUUCUCAUCUGCCUAUUGUUUCACUCUGUCCCUUCCUCCUUCCAUUCUCCUAUUCCCCACUCUCCUGUCCUAUCAGAUUCUUUAUUGUCCAGCCCUUGACUUUCCCCACCCACCUGGCUUCACCUAUCACCUUCCAGUUAGCUUCUUUCUCCUCCCCCCCACCCCAACUUUUAAUUCGGGCAUCUCCUCCCCUUCCCUUUUAGUCCUGAUGAAGGGUCUCGGCCCAAAACGUUUACUGUUGUCCAUAGAUGUUGCCUGACCUGUUGAGUUCCUCCAGCAUUUUGUGUGAAGCUUCAGAUUUAUCUUGAUUAGUUAGGAUAGUUCAUUGGUUCUGAAUGUUCCUUUGGCCCAACUAUCCUGGUACUCAACUGCCUCUCGCCACCAUUUCAUUGGGAAAGGUGGCUGAUGUAAUUUUGGGUGGAGCAGAAAGGUGAGAACUAGAUAAAAUACAUCCCACAAACAUGAACUAAAUUUGUUUCAACAGGCACUGUUUUAAAUGCUGUUUUACACUGUUUUAAAUGCUCUGGGGUACCUAAUUACACAUCAGUUUUCUAUGGUCAAUAUGCCUUGAUCCCAUAGUAUGGCACAAAGAAACAGAAAUGCCACUUAAUGUUUAUAUUUUAACUGCAUUGUUUACUGUUGCAUACUCAAAUAGAUUCCCUUUUUAAAAGUGGCAACAGUUUUUUAUUGAAAUAUUUUAGAUACUUCAGAAGAAAAGUAUUGUGCAAAACAACAUAUUGUCUACUUUCAACGUUAAGUCAUUACAAAUUACCUAUUUUGCACAUAGUGGCUUGACAGUUGGUUAGAAAGUUGUGAAAAUAAUUGAAACUGUUUUAUUAUGUCGAUUUUAUCAAUUUGCAUUGCGUAAAUCAGCACAAAAAUAUUACUGAAACUUCAUGGAGAUAGCUGGGAAAUAAAAUUGUGGAUCUAUUUUUAACUUUAA
Molecule: messenger RNA, 4237 nt
Organism: Hypanus sabinus (Atlantic stingray)
Lineage: Eukaryota; Metazoa; Chordata; Chondrichthyes; Myliobatiformes; Dasyatidae
Gene: slc29a3
Product: solute carrier family 29 member 3
Exons: 6
Coding region: 372-1772 (466 amino acids)
Biological process (GO): nucleoside transmembrane transport
Cellular component (GO): plasma membrane; Golgi apparatus
Molecular function (GO): nucleoside transmembrane transporter activity
Source: RefSeq, a predicted model, not a curated record